AUGGAAUGGAUGAGAGAACGGGAUAAACCUGAAGCGGUAAAAGACAAUUUGGCGCACUGCAAUAGAAAACUCCGAUUUACAAGCCUCGUGCUUAGCUUCAUCUCUAUUUCGUUCGUUUUAUUCUCUGUGCAAGCGUGUCCUAGCUCAGACGACGAGCAUCAAAUUUUUCCACGGACGGCUUACUUUAAUGCCACUCAUGACUCUACUACGCCUGGCCUAAGGGCUCGUGUUGCAGAGUUUGAUGAAGCACAAGAGAAAGGUCAUGAUCUCCUUUCAGUAGAAAAAUCUGUCAAAUCCUCACAAAAUGAUAAAUGUUGUAUCACCUCACCCGCAUCUGUCGAUGACAAAUUAAGUUUGGAUGAACGAAAUGACUAUUCCAAAGUGAUAGGAGAUUUCGCAAAACUGACUCGUGAGAUGUAUGAACUGCGGCUCCUUUACGAAGACGUCAUAUAUUCAAUAAAAAUGAAAAGGCAGAAUGUUGCGACACUCUCGAGUCUAAUCGAACAGCUCAGGUCGAACAACAACCAACUUCUUAAAAUACUGAGGCAGCAUAACGCACGCAGUUCCGAAGGAUCGUCACAAAAGCAUCUGAGUGGGAAGCAAAGAAUACUUCGUGCACUUACAAUCGCUGAGUGUUUACGGGGUAUCUGCAUUGUCUUCCGUGUUCCAUUUGUCCUCCUCAAACAACACUUUUGGCCAUACACUCAGGUCGAAGAAAUAGUUGGGUUAUUUGUCAGCCGAAAUGUAGCAGCUGCAGCUAGUGCUUGCUCUCGUGUAUAUGAAAAUGUGUAUGUCUCAGGAGUAGACAAGAUUUUUAAUUGGGCGCUCACUCACCUGAGAGCGUACAUCACAGCCCAUGCGUCUCUACAAAGCGAACACAUGGCGAUGAGGCUCGACCUUGAGGAUUACAUAAAACGGGAAUAUAACUUCGACGCAACCGUUUUUUCUAAUGAUGAAACGCGGCACUGGUCUAUCAAUAGAAUCCGGUCUCUGCUGUAUUUGAAACUAGGGCUAAGACAUUGUAUGUAUUGGUGGUAUGCUUUAGUGCAGGACUCAAACAAACAUGUACGCGGAAACUACACGUUGUCCAGGUUGUUGAUGGCUGUUUAUGGCCAAAAAUUUAGGAUAUUCUGUAAACGUAUAGAAGUUUACCUUUUGUGGCUAGCUGCAUCUUCAACAUUUUCCAUCUGGAACCCUAAAAUGUCUGAGGAUGAUAUACAAAGCAUACAGAAUCUUCUGGUAGGACUCUACGGUCCCAUCGUUUUGUCCCCUUUUACCAUCAGGGAAUGGUUCAUAGUUGUUUCUGUGGCUCUUAACCGGCUCAUCAAACACAUAGACAACGAACUCAAGAUGUUAUAUACCCAUCUAACGGCUGUAUACCCGGAAUUCGUGCAUGUGUGUCCUGUUUCUUUAAAGGAAAGGCUUUAUAUGACCUUGGCUAUCGUCUGUAUAGCGGCAUUUCUAGCGUGGCUAAGCGUCCGUAUUAUUUGCUGCGUUGUUGCUGUAGUGCACGUGUUCCUUGCUGGCUUGAAAAGACUGAAUUUUGUAUACAGCAUAUUGGAAAAGUUCAAGCACUGGUAUCAGACAUCAUUUUUACGUUGGUCAUUCACUUUACUUCAAAAUGAGCCAGGUGAAGUGAGGCCACUUUCGCAAGGUAAAGGACGCAAGAAAUUAAGGAACGCGCAUAUUCACGGCCUUUCGGAUGAGACGCAUGCUCUAAAUUUUAGGAAGGCUGGCGGAUCGGUUAAUAAAACUACCACGUUCUGGAACACUCGUGCACGUCGCGACCGCUUGCGUGACACGUAUGGUUAA
This is a messenger RNA of Babesia sp. Xinjiang, 1812 nucleotides long. RefSeq lists its product as uncharacterized. The transcript has a single exon. The record is from RefSeq and is a predicted model, not a curated record. NCBI's taxonomy places the organism in Eukaryota, Apicomplexa, Aconoidasida, Piroplasmida, Babesiidae. Bases 1 to 1812 code for a protein of 603 amino acids.